Solea solea (common sole) is the source of this 3335-nucleotide messenger RNA. RefSeq names its product MON1 secretory trafficking family member Bb (gene mon1bb). NCBI's taxonomy places the organism in Eukaryota, Metazoa, Chordata, Actinopteri, Pleuronectiformes, Soleidae. The transcript has 6 exons. Gene Ontology annotation, biological process: protein targeting to vacuole; vesicle-mediated transport. Bases 133 to 1998 code for a protein of 621 amino acids. The record is from RefSeq and is a predicted model, not a curated record.
UUUUCUGCCUCUCGUUCUUGACAGCUCGUUCGCUAGCUCGCUCGCUACCGGGAUGCCGACGGAACUUAAUGUUGCCCAUUAGAUAUUCAACGCAACGUUUUGACCGGACAAAAACCUGACUGGGAUGUUAUCAUGGAGAGAGAUGGUCAUCAAGAAGGAGAGGGACAGGGAGUGAUCAUUCGCAAUCCACACUUGGAGAUCAAUCCACCUGCUGACACCUUGGCGACUUCACUGUCUCUCUUGGGGAAUCAUAUGUUUCCUGAUCAAGUGGCAAGAGAUGACCGCGCCACUGCUGACACACAGGAGCCUGGCGAGUUACCCCCCUCAGAAGUUCCAGCACAGGAUCAGCAUCUGGAUGCAGAGCCCGUUUCUAACCAGGAAAAACAGCUAGAGACUGAGGAGACUCAGCUAGAGACUGAGGAGACUGACAACGCUGAGUCUCAAAACAAUGAAUCCACUGAGACAGCAAACGGAGGAACCAAGGAUGAUGCUGCAGACAAUGACCAGAAUGACUCUGGGGAAUUUGUCGUCACAAUGCUGGCCAAGGCCAAGCUGGAGGAACAAGGUAUUGGUGUGAAGGGGAGGUCAUCGCCCUUGUUGGAGGCAGGGACCCAGGAAUCUCCGGCCUUUAUGUCUCAUCGGGAUGAGGAUGUGACGGGUGACAGCUGGCGGCAGCACAGGAAGCACAUCUUUGUACUAAGUGAAGCAGGCAAACCGAUCUAUUCCCGAUAUGGCAGUGAAGAGGCUCUUUCAUCCACAAUGGGAGUAAUGAUGGCACUUGUGUCCUUUGUCCAAAGUGGAGAUAAUAUCAUCCGCUCAGUCUAUUCAGAGCGGCACACUGUCGUGUUCUUGCAGAAAGGACCCCUGGUGUUGGUGUGCGUCUCCAGCAGUCGUCAGUCUGAGGAGCAACUGCGCGGAGAGCUGCUUUACGUGUACUAUCAGAUCAUCAGCAUGCUCACCCAGGCCAGCAUAUCCCGCAUCUUUGAACACAAGAAGAACUAUGACCUGCGGCGACUCUUGGCCGGCUCAGAGAAGAUCCUGGAUGGCCUCCUCAACCUGGUAGAUUCAGACCCCAGCUUCCUGCUAGCAGCAAUUCACUGCUUACCCCUAGCAUCCUCUCUCAGGGACUCUCUCAGUCAGAUCUUGCAGAAAGCCAUCACUACUAAUCUGGUCUUCUCCAUCCUCAUCGCCAAGAACCAGCUGCUGACUAUUGUCCAAGAGAAAACUGUCAUCGACGACACCAGGCUGGAACCCACUGAUGUCCACCUCCUACUAAACCUCAUCGGAGCCUCCUCUGCUUUUCAGGCUGGGGAGAUCUGGACUCCCAUCUGCCUCCCUCUCUUUAAUCCCGACUGUUACUUUUAUGCGUACAUUUCUUACUUAGAUCCUCCAGAAUGCACUGUUUGUUUGCUGCUGCUCUCGACAGACAAGGAGGCUUUUUACGCUGUAGCUGAUUGCAAGAGGAGGAUAGAGGAGGCUAUGUGCGCUCAGAACUCCCUAAGCCUCAUCGCCAAAGCCCAGUCGUACAGUGUGAGCCAGGUGGGCGUCUCAGACCUCAGACACUUCAUGUACAAACCCUUUGAUGUGCCAGACAACUACCGCCAGCUCACUCAGUUCACCAGCCCAGAGAUGGAGGCACCGUACAGCAGUGAGGAGGAGAAGAUGAGACUGCUGGACCUUUAUCGUUAUAUGCACAGCCGCAUCCACAGCUCCUCACGGCCCCUCAAGCUCAUUUACCACGUUGCUGAGAGAGAAACGCUGCUGGCCUGGGUCACCAGUAAAUUUGAGCUGUACACAUGCUUCAGUCCCCUGGUGACAAAGGCCUGUGCUAUUACAGCUAUUACUAAGCUCCUCAGGUGGAUUAAAAAGGAGGAGGACCGUCUCUUCAUCAGAUACCCCCCAAAGUAUUCAACCACCCCAAACCCCAGCAAGAGCUCUCGAGGUGGCAAAUCUGAUCAGCAGGACUCCACAGAUAACGGCUUCUUAUCUCUUUUAUAGGACUCUGGCUCGGCCUUACUCAACAAUAGUUUCUACACUGGCUCCAUGAUAUUUUUUGAACCCCAUUUUGACACCUGUUGGACUUGACAGACACUGACUACUCGAAUCAAAACACUACGUUUUACACUAUUUAAGAAGGAAUGACGUCUCUGAAGCUAGUAUUAUUUCCGUAACUUGACAAGAAAGCAUGUCAUUGCAUCAUUGCUUUCGAUCAGAACGAGUCAGGGCAAAAAAAAAAACAACGGCAUCAGUACGUUUUAAAUUUAAAAACUGUGGUAGAAAUAUGAUUGCAAGGAUAUUUAAAUGUUUUUAUAUUGUUUUAUUACUGCAACACGUGAGCGGUUCUCCACACAGACAGUGAAUGUAUUACACAGAUGACGGAUCAUUCAUAUGUUACAGCAGGUCAUUUUCUCUUUCUUGUGUAGGAUAAGGAGGACAAUUAUACUACCUUUCUCAGUUAGCAGUUAUCAGAAGUAGAAUUCAAAAACGUUCAAAUGGUAAACUGGAUAUGCAAGUUUAUAUUUUUUUUGUUUUUUUGGACUCGACAUAAACCUGAUUAACAACUGGAACAGCCAGAGCAGGGAUGGGCCACCAUGUGUCAUUAUGGGGCAUGAAUCAGUCGCACCUGCCUGCGACAGAACCUGAAAACAUAGUGUUGUUUCAUGUCCCACUCAUGUUUCCACUCAAGUUAAAGGCCCAGUGUGUGAAAUUUAGGGGGCAUUGUUCUCAUUUGGCAGAAAUUCAAGAUAAAAUAAUAAGAAUCAUGUGAUUCUAUGAAUUGUUUUCAUUGCCCCAGAAUGAGCCUUUUUAUAUUUAUAUCAGGAGUCUUAACUGAAGACUGCAUAGGUUCUCCAACACUUGGAAGGUGAUGUGAGGGACAUCCAGCUGCAACAUGCAACCUCACCAAUAAAUGUUAAAAUUUGAAAUGAUCAGGUUUCAUUCAUUCAACAUGUUGCUCCUGAUCAUUGUCAAAAUCAUAAUCACCAUUUUUUUUCCAUUGAUAAAAGUCGAAUCUUCUCUGGCUGGAGCCAAUCUGUUAAGUUAAGAAAAUGCCUCUAAGCUCCCAUGAUGCUUUUUCAUGCAGAUCCUGCGAGUCGGUCGUCAUCUGAUGUAGUGAGUACAGGUACUUCUCCUUUUGGAUUAUACUUUUGUAAAAAUUGUCUAUAAAUGUUAACCUCAUCUUUGUGUCCACUGAGAAAUUCCCUGUCAGUUCAAGUCUUAAAAGAGUAUGUCUAGUAUGAAAUAUGAAAUAUGAAAUAAAUCCCAGGUUGCACAAAUGUACACUUGUCCUAAUGGGUCUACUAAAAAAAAAUAAUUAAAAAAAAUGAAUCACUUCA